Solenopsis invicta (red fire ant) is the source of this 2364-nucleotide messenger RNA. RefSeq lists its product as uncharacterized. Gene Ontology annotation, cellular component: plasma membrane. The record is from RefSeq and is a predicted model, not a curated record. The transcript has 9 exons. Gene Ontology annotation, biological process: detection of chemical stimulus involved in sensory perception of smell; sensory perception of smell. Gene Ontology annotation, molecular function: odorant binding; olfactory receptor activity. Lineage: Eukaryota; Metazoa; Arthropoda; Insecta; Hymenoptera; Formicidae. The coding region runs from base 177 to 1391 and encodes 404 amino acids.
GUAUAACGCUUUAUACUGAAAAUUCACUUCGCUUUCUUUCACGCUAGAAAAUGAUCCAAUUAUGAUGAUUACAAUUAUUUCAAUAUUAUAACUUUUAAAACCUGAAAAAAAGAACAAUUCUAUAAAAAUAAUUGUCUCUAAGAUAUCUAUAGCAAGAGAGAGCAAAUUUCUCUUGAAUGAAUAUAGUCCCGUUUCUGACAGAGUACAAGAUGAACUUUAUUGGAGCACGAUACUAUAAGAUCAACAAGUUGCUUCUGUGUAUUCUUGGAUUGUGGCCAUAUCAGAUAACAAAGCGCAUACAAAUUCAACCUAUAUUAUUUUAUAGUAUAUACAUCUCUUUUCUAUUUGCAGAGUUGUGUUCAUUCUUUAUUUUAAAGUGUGAUUUAAUUGUGGUCCUUAAAAUUUUGUCUCAUCUCUUCCCUACUAUUCUAGAAUUGAUGGAAUACAAUUCUUUUUAUACAAAUGCUAAAAACAUUAAAUUACUAUUGGAUAAAAUACAAAAUGAUUGGAACGCUUUAGAUGAUAAAAAGGAAAUAGAAAUAAUCGAAAAAUACACUUAUAGAAUGCAUAUUUUUACGUCUAUUGUUACACUACUUUCUUGUAUCACAAUAAUCAUCUUUUACUUUAUUGAGUUAUGGCCUAUUAUACUCGAUAACGUUUUGCCAUUGAAUAAAUCUCGACCACGCAAUACCUUUGUGCUUACGGAAUAUUUUGUUGAUCGUGAAAAAUAUUUUAUUCCUAUAAUGUUACAUGAAAUGAUGCUAGUUACCACAGGACUCUUCACAAUUAUUGCUACCGGAACAACACUUAUGGCUUAUACGCAACAUUCUUGUGGGAUGCUGAAGAUUGUCAGCUUUCGCAUAGCACAUUUAUUAGACAAGAAUAUAUCGCAACGUUCCAGCCUUCAAAUAGAUCGUAUAAUCUGCAAUAAAAUAGCACAUGCCGUAGAUUUGCAUAGAAAAAUUGCAAAUUUCUUGGAUACACUUGUUUCAACUUUUGUGGUACAAUUUACUAUUUUAACUUUCAUCGGUGUUGUUUCCAUGAGUAUUAAUUUAUAUCGUUUUCUUCUACCGUCCACGUUGCAAAGCGAGACAGAAUUGUUGGCAUCUAUUACACUCAUAGUUGUUCACUACUUUUAUAUGUUUAUGGCUAAUUAUGUUGGGCAAUUAAUCAUCGAUCAUAGUGAAGACGUUUUUAGAACAACAUGUAAUGUAUUGUGGUACGUUGUACCAAAAUCAUCGCAAAAGAUGCUAUUGUUUUUAAUGCAUAGAACGAUGAAAAAUUUGAAGAUAUGUGGUGGUUUCAAUGCAAUAACGGCAUCGUACGAAGCUUUUGCCACGCUUUCCACCACAUCGUUGUCUUACUUCACAGUACUUUAUUCUUUACAAUAACGAUGUAACAUUGUUGAGAUACUUAUUCAUCAUGCUAAUGCAACAUGCUCAUGCAGUGUUACAAGAGAAAUUCAAUAGUAGUAUGCAUUGAAAAUUACGGAGGUAUGAAAUUAUGAAUAAUAUUAUAGCUCAUAUAUGAUCUGUAAUUGUUUACAGCACUUCAAGCAUCGUUUUGUUAAUCCUUUUAUUAGCAAUUUUGUAAAGCAUCACGAUUAAAAUUAUAUGAUAAAAUACUAUAGCUUUAAUUCUAAAAAACAAAAAUGAAUAUUUUACUUGCGUACAUGUCUUUUUUCUAUACACUAUGUAAUUUUACAUCUCUAUGUUACAUUUAAAAAUAAUGACAUUAUGAAGCAGGAAUUAUCAAGUAUCUCUAAAAUUGAAUCAUAAAUUUUAAUGGAUUUCACACACAAUAAUUUCAAAAUAAUAUUGAAAUAAACACACAAAUUCUCUUACAUUUAUAUACUUACUGAAAUCUAUUGCUAUUAAAAGUAAUACUUUAAUGAAAAUCUAUAAUAUUCCUUAUAUCAUAAUAUCUUUUUAUAUGCAAAGUAAUUUAUUCUGUACUGGCUUUUGCAUAAUUCAAUAAAAUAUAUACGUAUAAUACAUGUAAUCACUCAAAAUAAAAUACUGCUUUUUAAAAACUACGUAUCUUGUGUUUUACACUAAAUGCUAUUCUUGAACGUUUCGAAAUAGAAAUUGUUUGUCCGCUGAAGUGACAUUGUGAACUGCGCUCUAACCGAGUCAUAUCGAACUGCGCAGACCCGAACCACGAGAACAAAUUGAAGUACAUAUUUUCUUCUCUUAAUAUCAACAAUUGCUGCGCAAAAUAGUCGUUCUUAGCAGAUCAUGAUAGCACUUAUAGAUUAAUUGACUAUAGAAAAUUUUAUUUUUUAAAACUAACACAUGUAGCAAAAAUGCUAUAUUUUAUAUAUAGAAGAUUUUUGUAAUUGUAAAAAAUAUUAAUUUUAUUCUU